AAACCAGCGAUGAAGAAUCGAAGUUAUAAUCUACACGCGACGGUGAAGUUUCAUACUCUCUUUUGAACUGUACCCAAUCUUCAAUUUAUCACCGAGCCGGCAACCCUUCAUCUUCUUCCUCCCGCGAGCCAACCAGAGAGAGAGAGAGAGAGAGAGAGAGAGAGAGAACUUAACAUAAAUGGAGAAUGCCUUGAUGUUCACAACCUCACCUUCACGACCUGUGUGUUUCCCUCAUGGCGUCUUCACCCAAUUUAAGUUCAAUCCUAUCACUCAAACUACUCCUAGGAGACAACCCAUUUCCAUUAAGGCGAUAAAAAGCUCCAGAAGGACCCUCUCGACAGACUGGAAUAUAUCCAACUCUGCUGCUCCUUGGUUGCCCAAAUUCGAAGAGCUUGAUGCAACAAAUAUGCUCCUUCGUCAGAGAAUUGUUUUUCUGGGAUCUCAGGUGGAUAACAUGACUGCGGAUUUGAUCAUCAGCCAGCUGUUAUUACUUGAUGCCCAAGACCAGACAAAGGACAUUAAAUUGUUUAUAAAUUCACCUGGGGGCUCUGUAACUGCUGGAAUGGGAAUAUAUGAUGCGAUGAAGUUGUGCAAGGCAGAUGUCUCUACUGUUUGUCUGGGUCUUGCAGCAUCUAUGGGUGCAUUUCUUCUUGCUUCUGGAACUAAGGGAAAGAGGUUUUGCAUGCCAAAUGCCAGAGUUAUGAUCCAUCAACCACUUGGAACUGCCGGAGGAAAAGCAACAGAGAUGGGACUGCAAAUAAGGGAAAUGAUGUACCACAAAAUUAAGCUGAACAAGAUACUGUCAAGAAUCACAGGGAAGCCCGAGGAGCAGAUUGAAGUGGAUACUGACCGUGACAACUUCAUGAACCCUUGGGUGGCAAAGGAAUAUGGGUUAGUGGAUGCAGUUAUUGAUGAUGGCAAGCCAGGGUUGAUUGCACCAAUUGCAGAUUCAUCGCCUCCACCCAAAACUAAAGUGUGGGAUCUAUGGAAAAUUGAAGGGAGUAGAAAAGCCAGAAAGAAUUUACCAUCAGAAAACAAGAUUCUACAGAAUGGGUUCAGUGGAGGCCAAGGAAAUGAUGAGGAAAGGGGUAAUGAGCAAGAAAAGGAAUCACCUGCUCCUGUAUGAGAGAUGGAACAGCUCCACCCUGACCGCCUGUAUUAUUAUCACCUCUGGAAGAUGUAACCUUCAGAGGUCCCAAUAACUGGUCCUUUGGAUAAGGGCAUCUCACAUUUAGAUGAGGGGAUAUAUCUUUAUUCUGCUACAUUGUCCCAAUCGUCUUACCAUUGCCAUCUUUGCUGAUGUUUUUCCAUUGGCAAAAUCUGAAACCUAUUUAAUGAAGAGAUCAGUUUCUUGCAAUUUUAACAAUGCUGUUGCUUCAUUGUACUUUGUAAGGUGACAGGUUAACCUCAAAGAGAAAUUUACAGAGGUAAAAUGGUAAGCGAACAGCUAAUAUGCACCAAAAACUUGCAAUA
Messenger RNA from Nelumbo nucifera (sacred lotus), 1473 nucleotides. Its product is annotated as ATP-dependent Clp protease proteolytic subunit 3, chloroplastic. Gene Ontology annotation, cellular component: endopeptidase Clp complex. Gene Ontology annotation, molecular function: ATPase binding; ATP-dependent peptidase activity; serine-type endopeptidase activity. Gene Ontology annotation, biological process: protein quality control for misfolded or incompletely synthesized proteins. Lineage: Eukaryota; Viridiplantae; Streptophyta; Magnoliopsida; Proteales; Nelumbonaceae. The record is from RefSeq and is a predicted model, not a curated record.